Messenger RNA from Fonsecaea nubica, 318 nucleotides. RefSeq lists its product as hypothetical. Gene Ontology annotation, cellular component: membrane. NCBI's taxonomy places the organism in Eukaryota, Fungi, Ascomycota, Eurotiomycetes, Chaetothyriales, Herpotrichiellaceae. The coding region runs from base 1 to 318 and encodes 105 amino acids. The record is from RefSeq and is a predicted model, not a curated record. Gene Ontology annotation, molecular function: transmembrane transporter activity. The transcript has a single exon.
AUGCAAGACUCAACCAGUCCCGACCUCUCCAAACAUGGUCUUGGUACAAACAUUGAAAUGCUUGAAGAUGCGACAGACCCAAAGGAAAUUUCUAUCACGAAUAAUGCCUUUACCGGACACGAGGAACAUACCCAGAUCCAUCCACGGGAGGAGAGAAGACUGGUGAUCAAGCUGGAUGCGGUCCUCGUCCCCCUGGCUUCGCUCAUCUACUUUGUCGCUUACCUCGACCGAAAUUGUAUCGGCAAUGCUCGCUUGAUGGGAUUGGAAAAGGACCUAUCCCUCACUCCCAAUCAGUUCUACAAUUGCCUGGCAAGUUGA